AUGGAAAUCGAAUUUGAUAAAUUAAAUAUCUUGGAAAGAAACUUCAAUCUUGUAAACAUUAAAAAUUGUUCGUACUGCAAUGAACUUUUCACUGAAGAAUUAUGGUGUAAAGAGUGUGACCCAUUUAGAAUAAUGGAAGGAUGGACCAGUGGAAAUUCUGAUAUUGAUAAGUUUAUAAAAGAUACAAUGUAUAAGCCAAGAUAUAGUGAUGAAUUUCUUGAAUGGGUGCCAUUUGAUAGAUUUACAGAUAAAAAAGAAAUUGGCGAAGGUGGAUUUGCCAAAGUAUAUUCUGCAAUAUGGAUUGAUGGUAAAUCAAAUUACUAUAUUAAUAAUGAUGGAGAUUACAAAAAAGUGGAGGCUGAUCCUAAAAGAGUCGCUUUGAAAAGAUUAAAUGGAUCACAGAAUAUGUCAGAUAAAUAUUUAAAUGAACUUAAAAUACAUUGGAAUUUAUUUAGUAAAACAUCAGGAUUAAGUUUGUAUGGAAUUACUAAAGAUCCUGAAACUAAAGAAUUUAUGAUGAUUAUAAAAUUUGCUGAUAAGGGAAAUUUGAGGAGUAGUCUUAUAAAUAAUUUCAACAACAUUUUAUGGAAAAAUAAAAUUGUUUUAUUGUUCGAUUUAUCAGAAAAUCUACAAGAUUUACAUAAAUUAGGAUAUUUUCAUAAAGAUUUUCAUAGUGGAAAUAUAUUACGAAUUAAUGAUAUUUUAUCUUUCAUUUCAGACUUUGGAUUAUCUGGACCGGUAAAUGGACAAAAAUCAGACGAUAAAGUAUACGGAGUGUUGCCAUAUAUUGCGCCAGAGGUCUUAAAUGGAGAACAUUAUACAACAUCAUCUGAUAUUUAUAGUUUUGGUGUUGUUAUGGCUGAAUUAUCAUCUGGAAAACCACCAUUCUACAAUAAAAAACAUGAUCUAAAUUUGGCAUUAGCCAUAUGUAAUGGACUAAGACCAGAAUUUGGAAAAGGAACUCCUGAAUUUUAUAAGAAAUUGGCUUAUAGAUGUAUGAACGCUAAUUCAAAUGAAAGACCGACAGCUAAGGAAUUGAAAAUCAUACUUACUAUUUGGCGGAAUGCUAUCUAUGGCUAUUAUAGAAAUAAAGGAAAAGAAGGAAAAGAAAUUAAAACAGCGUUUGAAGAAGCUGAUAAGGAAAUACCAAACAUUUCAACUUCGUAUGAAAAGAAUUCUGAUGCUGUAUAUACUAGUAGAGCAUUUAAUUUCAGUAAUCUAUUAUCGAAACCUGUUAAUUCUUCUAUUAUUACUUCAUAUAUUAAUGAAGAGAGUAAUGAAGUUCAUGAUUCUCAAUUAGUCAACUUAGAAAUUCCUGAUUUAAAAGAUAAAUUAUGAUGAGAAUGUAUAUUAUUAUCGUUGAAAUU
Rhizophagus irregularis DAOM 181602=DAOM 197198 is the source of this 1367-nucleotide messenger RNA. RefSeq lists its product as uncharacterized. Gene Ontology annotation, biological process: protein phosphorylation; signal transduction. Gene Ontology annotation, cellular component: cytoplasm. Lineage: Eukaryota; Fungi; Glomeromycota; Glomeromycetes; Glomerales; Glomeraceae. Gene Ontology annotation, molecular function: ATP binding; protein kinase activity. The record is from RefSeq and is a predicted model, not a curated record.